Molecule: messenger RNA, 2317 nt
Organism: Pipistrellus kuhlii (Kuhl's pipistrelle)
Lineage: Eukaryota; Metazoa; Chordata; Mammalia; Chiroptera; Vespertilionidae
Gene: KLRG2
Product: killer cell lectin like receptor G2
Exons: 5
Coding region: 75-1544 (489 amino acids)
Source: RefSeq, a predicted model, not a curated record
GGAGAGGCGAACCCGACACGCUACCUGGGCGCAGGUGAGCGCCGCCGGUCGUCACUCGGUGGCUUCGCGCCCGGAUGGAGGGGGCCCAGGCGGCACCCAGAGGAGGCCGAGCCGGGGCCGCGAUGCCCAUGGAGCCCUUGGAAAACCCGGUGCAGCCGCAGGCCCCCGUAGAGGAGCGGCGCCUAGGAAGCCCCGAGAGCAGCCCGGCCGCGGCCGCGCAGGAGGCGCCCGGCCCGGACCCGGACCCCUCGGGCGGACAGAAGCUGCCCUCGCCUCGCCCCGCGCGCCUGCGGCUGCUGCCCGCCGGCCUCGGCUACGGCGCCUUCCGCCGCCCGCUGUCCGCGGCCCCCGAGCCGCCGUCGCCGGGCCCCGCGGCGGCCGAGCAGCCCCGGGAUGGCGAGGCGGCGGGGACCGAGCUGGUGCCCAGGGCGGCGCCAGAGGAGCCGGGGCCCGGCAGCUGGGCGCCCGUGGAGCUGCAGGUGGACGUGCUCGUGAAGCCCGUGGGCGCGGCCGGCGGCAGCCACGCGCCCUCGCCCGCGCCCUCGCGGCGCUUCAUCACCGUCCCGGUGCCCGAGCCGCCCGCCUCCCCCCGCCACGCCGCGCCCGCGGGCCCGCUGCUGCCGCGCACCGCGUCCCUGGGCAGCGCGUGGAGCCGCGGCUCGCCGCUGGCGGCCCCCCGGGCGGAGCACGGCCUCGCCGCGGAAGAGGGAGCGGCGGCCCCGGGCGCCCCCGCGUGCCGCUGCCGCUGCCAGGAGCCGGGCAGGGAGGACGCCGCGAUGCUGCAGCGCACCGAGCCGGACGGCGACCUGAAGCUGCACCGGGCCAUCAGGCUCAUAGGGCUGCCCAUGUACAUGAAGUCCCUGCGCUGGGCCCUGGUGGUCAUGGCUGUGCUGCUGGCGGUGUCCACGGUCGCCGUUGUGGCCCUGGCCUCUAGAACAGGGGCCAGGUGCCGGCCGUGUCCCCGUGGCUGGCUGUGGUCCGGGGAGCACUGCUACUACCUCUCCACUGAAGCUCAAGCCUGGGAGGCCAGCCAGGCUUUCUGCUCCGCCCACCGUGCCACCCUCCCCCUGCUGACCCACACCCAGGCUCCCGGAGGAAGACAAGGACCAGCUGGGUCUGAAGUGCGCAGGCCUGGAGGGAGGCAAGCUCGUGGCUUUGGACUGCGCCUCUUCAAGACCCUGGGUCUGUGCCCAGGGGACCAAGUGACUGGGAUUCUGCCCGUUCCAACCCUGUGGGGGCAUACAGUUGCCCCCAGGGGGGGGGGCUGUUCCCUGGACCUAGGCUCCUGCUGCUCCCUGCUCGGUGCCUGGGGGCCCUGCCUGAGCGAAGAUCACUCUGGGGAAGGCUUUCUGUGGCCCAUCUUCCAUCUUCGCCUCCACCUGCUCAAGAGGACUUGUUCAGAGACCUUGAGAUUUUUUGUUGUUGUUGCAUUUGAGCCUUGGUCUCUCCCUUAUGAAAAUGGUCAUUACCCAUUCUCUCCCUUACCUGCUAAUCACAAUGUACCCUUCAGCCUAGGAGCGGCAAGGGUUAGUGAUCACAGGUGAGUCCCACUGGAGUGGACAUCAAGCCAUGAAAUGAGUGUUCCACUGGUUUGUGGCCAGAGGGCUUGUCAGCAGUGACAUCCUUUGCUAUAAAUACCAUUUCCAGGCGGAGGGGCACACAGCUGACAACCCGUGUCAGCGAGUGCGAAGUGGUGGCCCCCGGAGAGGAAGAGGGAGGUUGCACACUGAUGGCCAAGGCUGGGCCGAUGCAGAGGAGAGGACCACCGUGGUAGGCGAAGUUCCUGCAAAGCGUGGGGUCCAACAGGAGGCUGUACCAGCGUCUAAUCUCUGUGCCGAGCAUUCCACACAACAAUUUUUGAUACAAACCAACUUUCCAUCCUCCUGGGAGAAGCCUGUGUCGGUCCAUGUAAACCAGUAGCUUGUACAGAAUGUAUGGGCCAUCCGGGAGCAAGAGAUGGCGAGUCCUAAACAGCACACUUGACACGCAAUAAGUCUUAGGAGCACCUUGGGUUCUCAUUCCAACUGCAAAUUAACCCCAGGGCUUGAUACCAUGUUCGAUUUCCACUCACUUCAAAGCCCUUCUCAGCACACAUCCUGCGCCUGGUGCAUCAGACCGGUUCAACAUCAGGAGCCCUUGCGUUCCUCCCAGGUUCGGGGCAGAGUACCAGGGCUUGGGGAUCCCAGGACACAGGUGCCCGGAGUGGUGCUGAGGGCUGGGAAUCUGAAAGAUACUUAGCUGCACUUGGUGAAGAAGGGGAGUAAGAGAAUGAGCUUAUUAGGACAUUACUAGUUUCUGUCCAAAGUUGGCAAACCAA